AUUCCCAGUAGGUGGCCGUUGGAUCUGGUGUGAGUGGUCAUGCGGUUGUACAGUGCUGAGUGCUUGAAAGUUUUGAAAAUAGUGUCUGUAGAUUUGAACAGUAGAUUAACAUGUGAAAUAGACAGCUGCCCUGAACUACGCAUAUUACUAACUGAGUGAUAUAUACGAUUAAAAGAGUAAUUCAUAUUUACAUUACGCUGAAUCGAACAUCGCCGUCUGUAAAAGCAGUGUCCUUGACUUCGAAUAAAAAUAAUUAUCCUGUUUAACCGUUAAGAAACAUAUUUAUCGGUCAUCGAAUACUGGUGUUACAAAGUGCGAUAGGACGAAGAGUGCAAAGUGGUUUAGUGGUGUAUAUGUAUCAGAAACUGGAAGAUGUCAGCAGAGCAGUAUGCUAGAACAUAUGGCACUCACUCUUUAACUCCAGCUUGUUUGGGGGUCAAAUGCAGAUUAACAAAGAUUCUUUCUCCUGGUGCAUUGCUUUCUUGUGUUACAUACACAGCCAUCAUCUCUGAAACUUAGAUAGGAAAAAAAAAAAAAAAAAAAAAAACCAUGCCAGCUACCAAUGAUAUGGAGUCUGCAGGUUAGCAGCCAUUCUAAAAUAUGUGUAACAUAAUAGUUAAUGACCAUGGCCAAGAUCGUAAAUAUAGUGGUAUGUAAUUUUAAUGAUUAUGCACCACAAUAAUAAGUGACAGCUGUUGAAGACAUUGAAGUGUUUUUGGAUUUUUUUUUUCAAGGAAGGUAGCCAAUUAAUCUUGUAGAUACUGUGUUCUAUGGAAAUAAAUCAACAUAAUAUAACUGUGCAAUUAGUGUAUUGAUGUUACUGUAGGAAUGACUCUCACUAGUAGUGUUGUUUAACUUAUUCCAGUGUGUCACGAAAAUGAAGCUCUCUUUGUUGAUGAAAUUAUGUCAUAUUUUUGUAUAUGGGCUUCAGCAACAUGUUAUUGUUUUAUAUAAACAUCUAGCAUGUAAAAUGUCUUCCUCUACUUAUCAGAGGCUGUAAAUUAAAGUUGUUACAUUAAACAAGAAUUCAUGCAAGAGACAGAACUCAAAAACCAAAUAAAUCUCUCAUUUGUCAUACCAGCUGGAUGAGAACGUAUAAUUGUGGAAGAUAUAGUAGUUAACUGAAGUAUUCUCUAUAAAAAUGCCUGGAAACUUUCUUCAUCAUGUUAUCACUGAUAUGAGGAGAAAUACAUUGACAGACAUGGUCAGUUUGUUAUAUGGUGCUUACGGGAGGAUUCAAAUGUGGAGCCAGGCAAAAGCGGACUGUCGCAGUGUGACAGACAGUGUCGGAAGUCAUAGUGACCUGUCUGUGCACACUGCAUCGACAGCACAGACACAGUUGCAGCGUCCACGUAUGGAUGUUGUUUGUGUAAUUGACCUGCAUCAACCAGACUAUCUGGCUCAUAGAAAGAGAGCUCUAGAAGAAGUCCGCCAAGCGUGUGCUCUAGUUAAUGCUGCUAUGAACCAUAUACAGUUUGAAAAACUGGAUUUUGGUGAAACAAAUGUGUUGGAUACAUUUUAUAAUGCUGAUGUGGCAGUCGUGGAUCUGUCAGUACAGAUUCAGCAGAGUUCUCUCUUCUAUCAUUUGGGAGUUCGUGAAAGCUUUGGGAUGAAGGAGAAUAUAUUACUAUAUAAUGACUUCGAUACAGAGGCAACUUUAAGACUGAAGAUAUCAUGUGGCAGCUAUACCUUUGUGUCGUAUCGACUUCUUGACUGUGGGACGUGCGUUACAACAAAUCCUGCAGCUGCAAGACUUACAGGAGAAGAAGGCUCUCUGGAUCCUAAACAACAUUUAACAAUCAAACUGAAAAAGUUACUCCAAGAUGUAGAAAUUCAGUCAAAAGCACACAUGAAGGAGAAGUUUUUAGCUGACUUGCGUAAAGCGAGAGAAACAUAUACGGGAGAGGAAUUAGCAAGAGUGCUUCAUAAUAUGAGGAAAAGACUUGAUGAUCCCAAUGUGCUCUCUGGUGAAGUGCUGCUGAAUGUGUUAAUAUCAUUUAGAGAAAUUCAAGAUUAUGAUGCCAUGGUGCAACUUGUCGAUGACUUGCGAACUGUACCAAAUAAGAGGAAUUAUAUAACUACUUCAGCAAUAGGAUACCUCUAUGCCUUUGCACUGAACAGGCGCAAUAAAGAAGGUGACAGAGAACGAGCUCUCAGAGUGAUUGAGAAAGCUUUGGAAAAGAAGGAAAAUCAUGUACCUGAUAUAGUUUGUCUUUGUGGUAGGAUAUACAAAGACAAGUUUGUUGAAUCUCAGCAUCAAGAUAAAGAUAGUUUAAUGAAUGCUAUUCAUUGGUAUAGAAAAGGAUUUGAAGUGCAACCGAAUGAAUAUGCUGGCAUUAAUUUAGCAACAUUGCUUGUUAUAGCUGGUAAUGAGUUUUCAAAAUCAGAAGAGCUGCAGCAUAUAGGUAUGGUCCUCAACAAUUUAAUUGGUAAAAAGGGUAGCCUGUCAUCAUUACAAGACUACUGGGAUGUUGCCACUUUCUUCGAAAUUAGUGUUUUAGCAGAAGAUUACUCAAAAGCUAUCCAAGCAGCAGAAUGCAUGUUCAAGUUAAAGCCACCAAACUGGCACGUUAAAUCUACGAUAGGAAACAUCUCUCUCAUAGACAGGUUCAGAAAGAAAAAUGAAGAUGCAGAAAUUUCUCCUGAGGAACAAGUAUUUGGAUUUUGGAUGGAAUACUUUGUGGAAUCAACGAAAACAGAAGUGGGAGAUAGCAUAAGAUUUCCUAUGCUUGUUUUGGAGCCAGAUAAGGUAUUCAUGCCAAGUUAUGUAACUGUGAAUCUUGGAGCAGAAGAAAAGUCAAUUGAGAUAUGGAACAUGUGUCUGGAUAGCAUGAAGGGAAAAUGUCGAAAGGUGCACAAAUGGCUUUUUGCAGCUAGUCAGAUUAGAAGUGUUAGUUUAUACAAGAGAGAUGAGCGCUGCUUGUUCCUGUAUGUACACCAAAACUCUGAUGACUUUCAAAUGUACUUUCCAUCAGUCCAGUGUCGUCAAAGGUUUUUUGAUUUGGUGAAAGAGAUGACAGGGGACCAAGAAGGAAUGGUUAUGGACCUGGAUGCUCAGCAGGCAGAGGAUCAGAUAAAAUAUGAAUAUGAGCAAGAUGAACAAGGAAAAAGAAUUGUGUUAGGAAAGGGCACUUUUGGAGUUGUGUUUGCUGCCAGAGAUCUAAUAACACAAGUAAGGAUAGCAGUGAAAGAAAUUCCAGAGAAAAAUAAAGGAGAUGUUCAGCCAUUGCAUGAAGAAAUAAAGCUACAUUCUCAGUUGAGACACAGAAACAUUGUGCAGUAUUUGGGUUCAGUGUCAGAAGAUGGUUACUUCAAGAUUUUCAUGGAGCAAGUACCAGGGGGAAGCCUGUCUGCCUUGCUGAGCUCCAAGUGGGGACCACUGAAAGAAAAUGAAUCUACCAUUGUUUAUUACACAAAACAAAUCUUAGAAGGCCUUAAGUACCUCCAUGAUCAGAAAAUUGUUCAUAGAGAUAUAAAAGGCGACAAUGUCUUAGUGAACACAUAUAGUGGUGUUGUGAAAAUAUCAGAUUUUGGAACCUCAAAACGCCUUGCUGGAUUGGCAUCUAGUACAGAAACAUUUGCAGGAACUCUGCAGUACAUGGCACCUGAAGUUAUUGAUAAGGGGCAGAGGGGAUAUGGUGCUCCUGCAGACAUAUGGUCACUGGGGUGCACCAUAGUGGAAAUGGCAACUGGAAAGCCACCAUUCAUUGAACUUGGUUCUCCACAGGCAGCCGUAUUUAAGGUAGGCUAUUACAAGAUUCAUCCUGAAAUACCUCCUGAAUUAUCAGAAAAGGCAAAGAAUUUUAUUUUAUGUUGUUUUGAACCUGAUCCUGAGAAAAGAGCUACAGCAGCAGAUUUGCUGGAACAUCCCUUCCUCACAGAUAAAAAGAAGAGCUCUCGACUUAGUACUCCUCAAGAGUUCAGUCGGAGCAUUUCAGUACCAGCAGACAGAGUAACAGUUAAAAUUGAUAAAAGUGCAAGUGGUCAUAACAGCACUCAUGGUCAGAUAUCACCUGAAGACGGUGGCUUCAAUACUAAGUCGAACCCUGUGAAAUCAAGGGGACCUUCACUGCUCUCCCCAAUCAGCAUGCCUGCAGCUCUGUCUUUCUCCAGUCUCAGUACACCCACAUAUGAGACAGAUCAAGAGAGUGGUGUAAAUAUGACACGACGAAGUUCAUCAGGUGGCUUACUUUCCCCAGAAGUUGACAUACCUACACCUAAAGGAGGUGGAGUUUUGGGAUUGGGAGAGGCCUCAGAACAAGAUGGAUUUUAUUUGUUGAAGAAAGAUUCCCAGAGACGCAUGACUCUGUCAAGAGUUAUCAGCCAAGAUGAGCAAAAGAUCUGUGAGGUGUGGAUGCAGAACAUACAAAGGGAGCUGUUAGCAACAGUUCUUUCCACAACACAUCUGGUGGCAAUGAUUCGCAGCCUGAGAAACUAUAUAUCAGAUCAAAACAAAGAAUCACUUGAAAACGCAAUACAUACAUUGAAAGAAGAGCUGGAUUUUGAUGCAGAUGCUAUUAACCAGCUGCAUUUUUCAUUGUACCUCAUCCAAGAUGCUGUGAAUGUGGUGUUAAGACUUCACAGUAUCAAGCCUCACUGGAUGUUUGCAUUAGACAAUCUUGUACGUAAUGCUGUUCAAGCAGCUAUAACAGUCAUGUCACCAGAGCUGGGUGCCAACUUGGCAGGUCAGGAUAAUCGUGAACAAAGUGUACCUGAUGGACCUGAUGGAAGCUCCACAUCUGGCAUGUCAACCGUCAACUCGGUGAAAUCACAGAAAACUGUCGACAGCCUCUCCAAUUCAGCCAAGUUCCGCCUGGAGUACCGAGAGCAGCUUGGUGUCCUGCGCUCAGAAAACUUGAGAUUACUGCAAGAAUUAGUGGACAGUCAGAAAUCCUACCAGACACUGUUGCGGCAGGCCUUAGAAGAUCAUCGUUUGCAGUUGGCAUUACUCUCUCAGACUGUGCAGCAGCUGAACCUUGUGUCAUCAUGCACUUGUCAGUCACAUGCUGAUACAGGUUAUGGAUCACAUAGAUCAGUGAGCUCAAAUGAUGCUGCAAGCUCCCCUGCAGGUCUGCUUCCACAGAUCAGUGUGACCGAUAGCUCAGCUGACUCACGAUUGAUUGAAUGGUUGCAGAACUUGAAACUAGACCAGUCCACUAUUGACAGGUUCCUGUUUGAAGAAUACUGUUUAGAUGAUGUUUUACUGUACAUCACACGUGCAGAUCUUCGCAAAUUGUGCUUAAGAGGUGGUGUCGAGUUGAGAGUAUGGAAAGCAAUUCUCAAAUGGAGGCGUGAGCACCGAGCUAACUUAAGUGCUGAGCGAUCUGACAGUGCAACCAGAACCCACCGCUCGACAAGUAAGAUAGAUGGUGGCGAUUCAAACCCUUUUGACAGGACUUGUAGUGAAAGCACAGAUACCACAGACUGAUUUUUGUUUCCAUGUAUUCUGUACUAUUAGACACCUAAUCUAUAGCUGCACUUAAGGCACUGGAAUCGUACCUGUUAAUUUCUGUAAAUGUAGUGGCUUUGUUGUAAAAUGACACAUUGUGCAGGAUUUUUCACUUCCCAUGGAAGUUGGAGUAUGAAGAUUUACAUUUUAACUGGCAAAAAUGCUUCCAUAUUGUGAUAUUCAUCUGUUGACACGUUGUACCUUAAUCUGUGAUACCGUACAGUAUCGUUGCUUUGCAGUUUCUAUCAACAUAUUGGAAAAAGAAGUGUGUGUGUGUGUGUGCGUGUGUGUGUGUGUGUGUGUGCGCGCGUGUGUGCGUGCGCACGCGCGCAUGUGUGCGUGUUGUUAUAGGAAGUAUGAGUAAAGAGAUUUAUCUCAUGUUAUGACAUCACAUUAUAUUACUUUGUCAUUUUUAAAAUUAGUUAUUUAUUUUCUGUUGAGUUGUGUGCAGCGGAAUAUUUUUCUUUCCAUUGCAAAGAUAAUAUUUGCAUCAUAGAUCUGAUACUUUUAUGAUACAUGAAAGUCACUCUCCCUAUUUAUCUAUCUUUCAUUCUUUCACCUCUGCCUGUGCCCACUCUCAACUGACGUGUUUGUUGUGCAUGAGAGGGGGAGGGGGAGAGAGAGAGAGAGAGAGAGAGAGAGAGAGAGAGAGAGAGAGAGAGAGAGAGAGUAGGAGGGGAGGGAAUUAGAAUCAUGUCUAGAGCUAAAUUUAAAGUUUAAAGCUUUUAUUUGGGAUGUCAGUGACUUUCUCUGCAGAUACACUUUGUUGCAAUUCUGUAAAUUAAAUUUUUGCUAAAAGCAUUCUUCUAAAACAUUUGUUUCUGAAACAUUUGUGUGAACGCUUAGUACUGGAGCAAGCAUGAAUUAUAAAUGCAGCCAGUAAAACUUAAGGAUGGAAUCUAUUUAUUAUUAUGUAUAUAUAUACACACAUAAUGUUUAGAUAAAACUGAAAUGUGAUGUGUUCAAAAAGAGACACAUAUAGAGCUGUAGCAAAGCUACAAUUGUUUUAUACUAGUUAGGACUAAAAUUUGAUAAUCAUUUCAUGGUUACCCAUGACUGUUUCUGUCCAAAGCUGUUCACUUGGAAUGGUGUUAAUUCGACUUUACUUUCCUUUUUGUUGAUUUAUAUUUUUGCAUGUAACUCUUUAUUGUUAUAUUAAUAAGACAAUAACUGUAUGUGUUGAUCUUCCUAUGACAUCAUCCAUUUUUGUUACCUGUGGAAAUUUAGUGUCUCCAAGAGACACAACAAAAUAUGUGUGACAUCUUUUAGUAUAAUCUCUAUGCCUUCAGUUAAAUGAAGUGUGAAUAUUUUGUACCAUUGCGCUGGAAAUCUGUUAGAUCUUUUUUCUGCAACAAAAAAGACUCACUUGUGUUUUUAGUAAGCAUACCAGAAGCGGAAACAAGAGAGUACAUGUCUGUGGAGGGGUGUUUAGAAAGUGAUGAUAUUUUUUGUAGUCUCUACAUGACAAUAUGGCUGAGCAUUUAGAGGAAGUUCCUCACAGAAACUGGUGCUAUCUGUGUAUUACUGUAUACAAGACUUGUAUGAAUUUCUUCUGUAAAUUUAACUGAUGGUGCGAUGGUCAUUUUAUCGUAUGUGUACUGGGUUGAGAGUAUUAAAACCAUAAUUUCAUAGGUGUUGUGUUGGAGGCUGAAGUUCUCAAAAGUUAAAUAAUAAUGCCAGUAAUUUUGGGAAGGGAAUAGGGGGGGGGGGGGGGAAUUGAUAAGGAAAUCACACAUCCCUUUGGGAAUAGCCUUGAAGCAAGUGGAGUUCUGGUUGGUGGCCAGAUAAAUAGCCAGUCACAAAAAUAUUUGGAAUUCAAUUCUGGUGCCAGGAACUAUAUUUGUAGAUGCAGAUACAGAGAUCCACAGUAAUGAUAGCAGACACAUGUAAGCCAAGUGAAAUGCCAAGAACAGAUGAAUAAAAAUAAGAGAGAGACUUCUUCCUGGGUUAUAUUGCUCAUCAGUAUUGUUCUGCCCAAACAAAUCUCUUAGUGCAUAUGCUGUGUGUAUUUGUUGCUGCUGUGAUUAUGAAUAUAAAAAAGGGGACAAAUUUGUCCAAUUUCUGUGAUCAAAAAAUACCAUGUAAAGUAUCGUCUGCACUGCCAUUGUUGUGUGGUACGCAAAGUACAGUCGUAAACAUCUUUCGCAGAUGUCUUCAAGACUGCUGCUUAGAGAAGCAAUUGCAACUCCGAUUAGAUAUAAUGUAGUCUUGUGAAUAUAAUGUAGUCUUGUGAAGGCAGUAAAUUUCUGUUUACGACUUAUGCUCCUUGCAACAACCCUCAGAAAGAGGCAAUAUUAAAAGGCAUGUAUAUCUUCCCUGAAGCUGUUCAUGAGGAAGUAGUCCAAUAUUCUGUUAUGUAUUAUUUUUGUUUCUUAUUAACAACAAAAUACAGGUCAUGUAGGCUUUCGUGGUAUUAAUAUUUCACUAUUCUCUGCAUUUCGUAGUGUUCACCAUACAGAGUGGUUGCCUUAGCUUCUGAGAUCUGCACCACCUUUCAGCUGUUCUCUGACACAUCCUCUCAGAAUGCUACCCAGUUUUCAACUGUUCUGCACAUCUGUCCUCACAGAUCACUGGCAACCAAAGAGAUGUUCCUUUUUCUGGAUACCUUGCAGUGACUUACACUUCAUGGCAAUAAAUACUCUUGUCCAUACUGUGAGGUGUCCAUAUUUCAAUGCUGAAAAAUUUUUAUUCAUUGCUGUCCAUGAUAACACUUUAGCAUCAAGGAAGAUGUCUGCUGCUUUUCGGUAAUUCUGUGUAAUUAGACACCAAUUUAUACAAACUUAUCUACAUCUACUCCUGGCAUACACCCUCCAAGCUGCCUGCCCCCUCACAUUUUUUCUAAAAUAAAUCUGCUCUCUUAACUGGCAAAUGAAAAGUGUGCACUCUGUAGAUAAAUCAGUUUCUGCAAAAAAACAAAAAGAAAAAUCUGUAAGUGAAUAUUGACUGUGUCCUUUGCAUUACAUGGUAUUGCACACUUCAAGUUUUUUUAGUGGAGUUCAAUAAUUCUUUAUUUAGAAAACAAACAUGCUUCCUGCCCUGACACACAGUCUUAUCAAUUCAAUUCAGUUUGAAGAAAGGCAGAAAAUGUAAUGAAUACUGAUCAGUAGAAAGAACACCUAGAACCAUUUGCUGUGCAUCUUUAUAACUAUUUCACCCAUAGUAAAAGCAACAAGAGUUGCCUCACCCUGUCCCCCCCCCCCCCCCCCCCUUCCUCUUAUCUGUAUGUGUGUAUGUGUUAAAAUGUGUUAAGCACCUUCCAUCUGUGGAGUAAAUAGUUCUUUGUAUUUGUUUACAUUGUGGAUCUUUCAUUAGUGUAAUAAUUAUUUACUGUAGCUACUCAUGAUUUUCCUUUACAUGAGACAAUAAUUUGAAUUUCCUGUUGUGUGAAUCUUCCUGUAAACAAGCUAAUAAUAAUUCGUUUUCAAUAAAAAGUAAAUAAAUGUAUUAUUAGCAACCCAGAAAACUUGGUAAAUGACAAGCACUGAUGUUUAAUUGCUUGUGAUCACACUAAAGCAUCACAGCAUUUUGGGUAUUUGUCCAUGCUUAUAAAAUAAUCUCAUACUAAUUGUUCUUUUUGACUGUGUCAACAUUUAUGCACUCUUUCCUCUAUUUUAUUGUUUGUGGAAGACUGUAUGCCACAGAUCUGUAAUGACAACCAUCUAAAGACUGAAGAAAAUAAAACUUCUAUUCACCAAGUGGCAUAGCAUAAUGCAGACUGUUACUCUUUUGUUACUUAUUAAUCCUAUCUUGUUUCUGUUUUGUUUCUGAAGUAAUUUUAGAAGCAUUUUUUGUGAUAAACUAGUUAUUACCACAGUGGAUACAGUACAGUCUGAAUUGUCACACAGUAUAACAUGCUUAGCAGCAAGUAAUGCUGCAUGAUUCAUUCAAUUAUGUUUUACUACUUGUAAUACCACUUUUCUAUUAUUUUUUAUCUUAAACACUGUUAUUGUCUACAUAAAAAGAAAAAGUACUUUAUAAAAAUGAGAUCACUGAAAUCUUUUUGGUGCGUGUCAUUGCUAGCAAUGUGAAAUUACUGCAUUGUACUAUGGCUGCAGAGUGGAAAUUUUUGAGCACUGUUGAAGGCUUGUUGUUUUUGUUAACUUAGAAAACAAAGGGGUGGGAGGAGGGGGGGGGGACAGCCAGAUGGACAGAUAAAGAGCUAUAUAUUUGAAUGCUGCACCGUCUUAUCUUUUUAAAUACAGAUGCUCACCAUUGGUGAAGACAUCCAUCAAAAUUAGUAAGAUAAUCCAGCAGAAAUGCUUUAAUUAGAAAGUGACUUACAAGUUACUUUUUUAUGUCAAAGAGCAUUCAUUCAUCUGAUACAGAAAAAUAGUUGAUUCUCAUUUCCAUUACAUCAUCUUUAUAAAUUCUGUUCGGAUUUGAGUUUAAAUAAUCUGUUACUAGUGCAUCCUGCUGAUCUUUGUAUAUAGUUUACUUAAAUUACUUAGGUGCAACAAUGCCCAAAUGUCAUGUGGGUUUGUCAUUUACAUCUUCCUAUUUCUUAUGAAUUACAAUGAUACAGUAACUUGUUUUGUAAUUUAGACUGAAAUUGUAAAAUUGUAUGUCUGCUUGAAUUACUUUGGUGCUACAGUGCCGUGCAUGAGCUUAUCAUUUAUAUAAGAGCAUUUUUAUUUGGUGUAUCAGACAGCAUAUACACAAUUUCAGGAUUAAAUCUUCUUUCAGUCCUAGGUUUCUUUUCCUCUGUUACAUAGCACAUCUUUUGCCACUGGUCGUAAUUUGUAUAUGUGGAAAAUGCCUAGUUGGACCACGACUGGAAGUCAAUUUUAAACUGUAAGUCUCUCUAUAACAGGGAAUCAGUUCAAAGAUCAAAGGAAAGCAAGUGCACGUCAUUUACAAUACGAUCAUGUGUAGUAAAGCACUGUGGUGUUCAUACCUAGUUUUGGGAUGAAGACAGCUUUACCUUACAUUUAGUUACCAAUAUAUUUAAUUUAGAGUGUAAAAAUCUGACGAUAAUGGGAAAGCUCCUUUGCUAAAUGCUAAUGUUUCAAUUUUGCCAUCUUGUCAAAAAUUUCAUCAUGAACAAAUUAACUUAUCCUGUAUACAAUUUAAUUAUGCGAAUAGCAUUAUUAAUCCUGCCUUCUGCUUAAAUUUCUUAGAUUGACUGAAGUGUAAUCUUUUCUCUAUUAAGGCACAGUAUGAGACUGUAAAUUAUAAUUAGAGACUACAGGGGAUGAUCUAAAAUUCUCAUUCAGCACAACUAACAAUUUGCAGAAUGUUCUUUGACACAAGUAUGGUCUCAAUGGUGUUGUGGUUCAGACAUUUCUAAGGUCAUUGAAAUUGUGCUAAAUCUGUAUGUUGACUGUAAUUUUGCAAGAAUCUGCUUUUUCUUUCAAGCAGCAUCUUUAAUGUAAUGGUUGAGGACCUGUCAAAGAAGGGUGGGAGGGGGGUGGGAGGCAGCUAUCCAAGUCAAGUGUAGUUGGUGCUUAAAUAAACUACUUAUGGUAAAAAAAAACACUCUAGGACAUUGAUUGUAAGCAAUAGUUUGCAUGUUGUUACCUUUUUUGGAAAAUAUUACUCCUAUUGGUUCUUCAGUACCUCCUCACAUUAAAUGUUCUACCAACUUUUUUGGCAAACUCAUAAAAACAUAACAAGUUUCCUCUGAAGGAAGCAUUGUUCUUUUUUUCAUUUAUUGUUUGUAAAUAAAAGAACUAAUUGGUUAAUCAUUGCAUGUAAUUUAAUGUUACUACUCUUGAGAAACAGUGCCCAGGUAUGGUAUUAUGAAUAUCUGAAGAGCCAUUUACAAAUUAGCAUUCCCUAGAAUAUGUAAAUUACUUACAGUUCUCUUCUGUUACAUAUCUUCAGAGGCCUUAGGUCACUCAAUUCUUAAAAAUGUGCUUGAAACCCUGGUGUUCAUUUGCUUUUUGUGAGUGGGGUCCUGUUAGUUAAUCCCCUUGUCUUCAGCAUUUGUUUCAUAUUCAUGGAUCUUGGACGUAAGUCCACUAUAGUUGUGUUACUGUCAACAUUAUAACUUUCAGCUUCUGGGAACCAUUAAAUUUAUUACUCACACUUCACAAAGAACAACUAACAUAGCCAGUGUACGCACAUAGUCAGACACCGUUUGUUGCAAGACGGAUACACAGCAUAACACUCAUGAGGGUAGAGAAAUAAUUGUUGUCUAGAUGAUCUGGCUGUACUUCUCUAAAUCUUUGUAGCAUUCAGCUAAAUUCAGUUUUAAUAAUCUUGACAGUGCAAGAAUCUCUCAUUUCAUUUAUGCUAUAUGUGCAGUGGAACAUAGAUAUUGUCUUUCAUAACACAUGAUGAAAAUAUGUAAUGGUCUCUAUUGUAAGUACUAGCAUUAUUCUUUGACCUCACUUCAUUACUGAAUAAAUUUCUUUUACACUGUUUAACUGAUCUGACAUUAACAAUAAAGUAAUGUAACUUUGAAAUACACUGCUGUUGAAUUAAAAAUUUAAUUACAAUUGAGCUUACUUUCAAUAACUGGCAACAAGAAAGUGCCUACAAGUUGCUAAGAAUAAAGUAACCAACUGGUCAAGAUUGUUAAUCUUAUUUUUUUAUUUAAACAAUUUGCUCUCCUGAUGGACAAAACUGGUAUGCACUGUUUCUGGAGAUGAACAUGUACAUAUUGACUUUCAAGCUGAUCAAUAUUCAUUUGUGUUUUUAUUGCCUUUAACAAUGAUACAUUUUUAUCUCAAGAUAGUUACAGCAGCUCCAAUUGCCAAUUACCUAAUUUUAAGAGAUUGAAAACUGACAUGGGUUUUCUAUUAUUGUUAAUGUUUAGAACAUAAUCAGAAUAUUGAAAGUUGAAAAUGUAUUGUCUGUUUCAGUUCAUAAUUUCUUGACAGAUGUUCAUUGUAUAUAAAAAUGUCAAUAUGUUGAAAUAGUGCCUUAACUGAUGAACUUGAAUAUUUGUUACAUGCGCUGUUCAAUAGAAUGUUUUUUUAAAGAUAUUUUUAAUACGUUGUAAUCAUGUUACUUUGCACUGCCACUAAGUUGUUAUCACAAUAAAAUAUAAUUGUUAUCUCUU
Schistocerca gregaria is the source of this 12455-nucleotide messenger RNA. RefSeq names its product mitogen-activated protein kinase kinase kinase 15 (gene Ask1). The record is from RefSeq and is a predicted model, not a curated record. Gene Ontology annotation, molecular function: protein kinase activity; ATP binding. Bases 1142 to 5428 code for a protein of 1428 amino acids. The transcript has 26 exons. NCBI's taxonomy places the organism in Eukaryota, Metazoa, Arthropoda, Insecta, Orthoptera, Acrididae. Gene Ontology annotation, biological process: protein phosphorylation; MAPK cascade.